AUGUCAGGCUGUAUAAGAACAAUUUCAAUUUCGGGAGGCUGCAACCAAACCUUGAAUUCUGCUGCUUUACAAUACCCUCUGCUUGCAUAUGGCUCAGGAACUGAAAUUUUAUUACACAAUCUUGAGAAUGGGACCACAUGCCAAGCACUUUCAGGCCACUCUUCACGUGUAAAUUGCCUCGCCAUGUCAGGAAAUUUUCUAAUCUCUGGCGGAUGCGACAAGAAAAUGAUCAUUUGGGAAAAUUUUGUUAAAAAGCAGGAAAUUUUGGUUAAAGGAGCCGUCAUCAAUAUUACAAUUGGCAAAAAUCAUGCAAUUGCUUUGAGCGCAGAUGGAGAAAUCCUUAGCUUUAAACGAGGCGAAAACCUUACACUUGACCAAGAAAUAAACCUUGGUAUGAACCUCCAAGAAAGCUUAGCGAUUGUUGAUUAUUUUGAUAAAGAAAUUUUGGCAUUAGGAGGAGCUGAUUCAAGAAUCCAUAUAUACACAUAUCAAAACGAAUGGAUCUAUCAAAAUUCACUAGAAGGGCAUGUAAGGACAGUUAGGAGUUUAGACUGGAAAACUGAAAAUAACGACCUUUUGCUUGUCAGUGGAAGCCAGGACUCAUAUAUUAGGAUAUGAAAAUUUUUCAGAGAAGUUCCUCAUAGCCUAUUAGAGUCACAAGGACUAUAUUUAAUAGAAAGUUUACAAAUGUCAGCUAAGCUUGAAGCUGUAGCAUUUGGCCAUACCGGCCCUGUGAGCAGUGUUAAAUGGAUGGGAAAUUCAAUAUUAAGCAGUUCUCACGACUUUACAGUUCAAAUAUGAAAUGAAGACAAGUACAGCGGAUCUUGGAUUACAACAGCUACUUUAGGCCAGAUUGGAGGCAAUAAAAACUUAUUUUUCGGAGCUUUAUGUGAUGAAAGCGCUCAGCAUAUUUUAGCUCAUGGUUACUCUGGAGGAUUUUAUCAUUGGGUCCUCAACUCUGGAGAAUGAAAAAAUAUCCCUGCCCCAACUGGUCAUUUUAACUCGGUAACUGAUAUAGCUCUAGCUUCUGAUUUUGUUAUAACUUCUUCUUCAGAUCAAACAGCUAGGAUCUGGGCUGAGUGGAACGGUAUCUGGAAAGAAUUAUCAAGGCCGAUGAUCCAUGGAUAUGAUUUAAAUUGCAUUUGCUAUUAUGGUAAUUACAUCAUUUCAGGAGGUGAUGAAAAAGUUAUACGCACUCUUGAAACUUCUAGUGUAACUGCAGACAUAUUCUCAAGGGAUGCUGGAAUUAGAUUAUCAGGAAUCAAAAGAGGAGCUGGCCAAGCCUUAGGCCUUGCAACUAAAAGCUCAGAACAGGAGAGCUUUAACAUCGCUCAAAUCCCUGUGACAGAAGAUAUUUUAAACUCUUAUACAUUGUGGCCUGAAAUUGCCAAACUAUAUGGUCAUGGCUAUGAAGUUGCUGUGUUAUGCCCAGCUCAUUUAUCGCCGCUAUUAGCAAGUGCAUCUAAGUCACAGAAUGCUGAGCAUUCAAAUAUAUUAUUAUGAAACUUGGAAUCUAGAACACAAGCAGGCUCUUUAUCUUUCCACACAUUAGGUGUUACAGACUUAGCGUUUUCCCACAAUGACCAAUAUUUCCUUUCAGUCUCCAGAGAUCGAUCGUGAUGCCUUUAUAUUUUUGAGGAAAAUUCGUAUAAAAUCAAGACAAGCCUACAAGCUCAUACAAGAAUCAUUUAUUGUUGCGCUUGGAGUCCAGAUGACACAAACUUCAUUACAGGCUCAAGAGAUAAGAAACUAAAAAUCUGGAACACCAAUGGAGAAUUAAUAGAUACUCUGAGCUUCCCACAACCUGUGACUGCUUGUGUAUAUAUGAGCACUGGCACAAUUGCUGCAGGAUUAGAGGACGGAAAAGUUUUAAUUAUGAACAUCGCAACCAAGACAGAAAUAGGAGCAUUCAGCCAUGGUGCUUAUGUAACAAAGCUAAGAUGGAAUGGCAAGCUGCUAUUUUCUGCAAGUGAAGAUCAUACAGUGAGAGUUCAUACUUUAGAGCUUAAAUAA
Messenger RNA from Blepharisma stoltei, 2013 nucleotides. The record is from the annotation of a GenBank genome assembly. Lineage: Eukaryota; Ciliophora; Heterotrichea; Heterotrichida; Blepharismidae.